UCAGAGAGUUGUGCUCCAAGCCUCCAACUCAACAUUUCUUCAGUACUUUCCCCCACCAUUAAUUUUCUUCAAUGGAAAGGAAUCAGCUCAGACGCCAGGUUGCCGUUGUGAGGCAAUCUCUCUUUGAUCAGGGAUACCUUGAUGAACAAUUUAUUCAGCUAGAGGAAUUAGAGGAUAGUGAUAACCCUAAUUUCGUGGAGGAAGUUGUUACAUUGUUUUUCAGGGAUUCUGCCAGGUUGAUUGUUAACAUAGAGCAGUCAUUGGAAUGUAGUCCCCUCGAUUUCAAUAGGUUGGACAACUACAUGCACCAGUUCAAGGGUAGUAGCUCAAGCAUUGGAGCUUCAAAAGUGAAGAACGAGAGCACACAGUUCAGGGAAUACUGCAGGGCAGGAAAUGCAGAGGGAUGCAUGUUGUCAUUCCAACAAGUGAAGAAAGAAUAUGCAGCUUUGAGAAAGAAACUUGAGCAUUAUUUUCAGCUAGCCAGACAAGCUGGACCCGCGGAGACAGCAUGUCGCCCAGCUAGGAACUGAUGAGGAGCAAGAAUGACCAAUGGAGCUAUUAUUUGAGUUGGUUUGAGUUGGGUUCCCAACCACUAUGGAAGGGCUUCAUAGAUUUCUUUCCUAGGUCUUAGCUAGGUGCCCUGUCUUAUGAGUUAACUAUGUUACUUAUAAUAUUUCAGUUUUUGGUUU
Molecule: messenger RNA, 689 nt
Organism: Telopea speciosissima
Lineage: Eukaryota; Viridiplantae; Streptophyta; Magnoliopsida; Proteales; Proteaceae
Product: histidine-containing phosphotransfer protein 4-like
Exons: 6
Coding region: 72-530 (152 amino acids)
Biological process (GO): phosphorelay signal transduction system; cytokinin-activated signaling pathway; phosphorylation
Cellular component (GO): nucleus; cytoplasm
Molecular function (GO): histidine phosphotransfer kinase activity; protein histidine kinase binding
Source: RefSeq, a predicted model, not a curated record